AAAUGAUUGAAAUAUCCUAUAAACAUAGACAUUAAAAUUUGAAAAUGCUUAAACUAUAUUUCAAAGGUAGCAAUAGAUUUUUAAGAAGAGACUUUAAGCGCCUUUAUUCGUCAAGUACUGCUUGGAAUGUUCUCUUUUUUGGCUCAGAUCAAUUUUCUUUAUAUUCUUUAAAAUUACUCUGUAGUUAUUAUCAAGAAUUACAAUUAAUAAAUAAAUUAGAUGUAGUCACUAAAAUUACGAAACAGGCUAAUGAUGUUCAAAAAUUUGCUACAAACCAAAACUUAACACUGUAUAAUUGGCCCGAUGUUCCAAUUGAAAGAAAAUACGAUGUUGGUGUAGUGGUUUCUUUCGGUUAUUUAAUCCCUCAGUGUAUUAUAGAGCAAUUUCCAUACGGAAUCCUAAAUGUCCAUGGUAGUCUAUUACCUAAAUGGAGAGGAGCAGCACCUAUAAUAUACUCCUUGGCCAAAGGAGAUAGAGAAACUGGUGUUACAGUAAUGAGAAUAAAACCAAAUAAAUUUGAUACCGGGGAUAUAUUAUUGCAAGAGAGCCAUCCUGUAGGGAAAGAUACCAUGAUGCCCGAACUGCAUAAAUCAUUAGGAGAAUUAGGAGCUCAGGCUUUAGUUAAAACUUUAAAGGAUCUACCUAAUUACAUUCAGUUUUCAAAGCCCCAAUCAAAUGACCAUGCUACUUAUGCACCAAAAGUACUACCUGAUUUUGCAGUAAUCAAAUGGGAUAGCAUGAAUUCCCAGCAAGUAUACAAUUUAUAUCGAGCUUUAUAUGGAUUUUUAUUGCCUACGACAGAGUGGCAUAAGGUGCAAGUAAAACUAUCAGGAAUAAAAGUGAAUGAUGAAGUUGGUGAUAUUGAAGACCAAAAACCGGGCUGUGUGAGUUAUAGUAAAAUGACGAAACGUUUGAAUGUGAUAUGUGCUGAUAAAACAAUAAUCAGUGUAGAUAGUGUAUCUGUUUUAGGAAAAAAAGUGAUGUCUGCAGCUGAUUUUCAUAACGGCUUUUUAAGCAAAGUGCCUGUAAAUUUAAGGUACUUUGUAUAGAUGGUUUUU
Molecule: messenger RNA, 1058 nt
Organism: Phyllotreta striolata
Lineage: Eukaryota; Metazoa; Arthropoda; Insecta; Coleoptera; Chrysomelidae
Source: the annotation of a GenBank genome assembly